Molecule: messenger RNA, 2302 nt
Organism: Aphanomyces astaci
Lineage: Eukaryota; Oomycota; Saprolegniomycetes; Saprolegniales; Verrucalvaceae
Exons: 5
Coding region: 1-2208 (735 amino acids)
Biological process (GO): chloride transmembrane transport
Molecular function (GO): chloride channel activity; protein dimerization activity
Source: RefSeq, a predicted model, not a curated record
AUGUCGAAGGUACGCUCAAAAGGGUGGAGCGGCGGUAGUUUGAAAUUUGCGACCAAGGCCGACUCUUUGAUGGGCAAAUCAGACAUCCAGGACAUCAAGCUCCAAGUGAACGAGCCCAAGGACCCGUUCGAGGUCAAGCAUGGCUACAACUACGACUAUGUGUUCGUGUUCAAGGUGCACGAUGAGACGGAGGAGUUGACGCAGAUCCAAAAGGAUCUGUCCAUGCGCACCGUGCUCCAACGCUUGGCCAACGCCGGCUUGGAAACCAAGAUGUACUACUCCACGUCCCGCGACUUGGUCUUUUGCAAGAUCCGCGCGUCGUUGGAACGUUUGUGCAAGGAAGCCGAUCGCAUCGAUCUCAAGCUAGAAUUCGACGCCGACGAACUCAAGCGUGUGGCGGAAGCGGGGUACCCAGACCGCGGCAUCGCGCCUAUUCGCAUCAAGGACGACCCGACGUUGACGCACCGCAAGGCGUUUGACAACAUCUUCGCCAAGUACGACAUGGAACCUCGUUUGCAACCCGUGUACAAGAAAUACGGCCACAAGAAGAUUCCGUUCCGCGGCGUAGACCGCAUCAAGCUGAUCCUGAGCAUCGUGGGGUCAUCCACAACCGACGGCGGGUGCCACCUGAACGUGACGACAUUGACCAUCAAGAAGUGUUUGGUGACAGCGUACGCCCUCCACGACGAAGAAGAGCAGGCGUCGCUGACCAAGAAGUGGAUCAACUGGGCCAGUCUGCCGUGGCAACAGCCGUACACCGAGAUCAAAGACUACUACGGCGAGAAGGUCGGCCUGUACUUUGUCUGGCUGGGCCACUACACGACGUGGUUGAUCGGGCCGUCCGUUGUGGGGAUCGCCAUGUUGGUGAACAUCGUCAUGGAACACACGCCGGACGCGCGGCUAAUUUCCGUGUUUGGGCUGUUCAUGGCGCUGUGGGGUACCGUGUACUUGGAGAGUUGGAAGCGCCGCAACUCGGUCAUCAAGCUCGAAUGGGGCAUGGACGGGUUCGAGGAAGAGGAAGGCGACCGCGCCGAGUUUGACGGCGUCGAGGUCGAAUCUCCCGUGGACGGCCGCCCCAUGCGAUACUUUAGCGCCAAGAAGAAGACCAGCCGCGUGUGUGCGUCCUUGGUGUUUAUCUUUGUGUUGAUCUUGAUGGUACUCGCCGCGGUGGCCGCGAUCUUUGUAUUUCGGUACUUUGCCCGCCCGGGAAAAGCACUGGAAUCGUUUGUGACCAUCUCCGGCGUCAACUUGAGCGUCCCCAUUGGAGCUACAUUGAACGCUGUGCAGAUUCAAGUCAUGAACGGCAUCUACGGCACCAUUGCCGUGCGCCUCAACAACUUUGAAAACCACCGCACCGAGACCGAGUACGAAGACAACUUGAUCGCCAAAACGUUUUUGUUUCAGUUUGUCAACUCGUACGCGAGUCUGUUUUACAUUGCGUUCAUCAAGAAUGCCAUUCCUGACAACGCGUGCACGGACGUGGCCAAGGGCGGGUGCCUCUUUGACCUGAUGUUCUCGCUCGGGAUCAUCUUUGGCCUCCGACUCACGUCAGGCAACUUCUUUGAAGCUGUGUUGCCGUACAUCAAGCGAAAGCUCGCCGCGCGGUUCCGCAAGCCCGACACGUCCGAGGACGGCGUCCAGCGCCAUGUGUCGGCCGCCGAAGAGCAAAUGCACCUCGGCGCGUACGACAACAUGGGCAUCUUUGCCGACUACAACGAGAUGAUCAUCCAGUUUGGGUACAUCACGCUGUUCGUGGUGUCGUUUCCCCUGGCGCCGUUCCUGGCGUUGCUCAACAACUACUUUGAGAUCCGCAUCGACGCGUUCAAGCUGGCCAAGGAGUCGCGACGCCCGAAUCCCCACGGCGCCGAAGACAUUGGCACGUGGCAGACGAUUUUGGAAAUCAUGGGCACCAUCAGCGUCGUCACCAACGUCGCGGCCGUUGUGUUUGUGUCCAACCACACGUUCUCUGGCAUGUCGUUCGAGUCGAAACUGUGGACGUUCAUCGCCGUGGAGCACGUGAUCCUGCUCUUCAAGUACGUGCUCUCGGUUGUGAUCGACGAUGUCCCCGAAGACGUCAAGCUCCAGCUGGACCGGAGCAAGUUCUUGAACGACAAGGUCGUGCACUUGAUUCAAGAUGACGACGACGCCGACUUGGUCAAGGGCAACAAGCUCAAGGUCGACCUGACUAUCUUUGACGAAGACGUCUAACCCAAACUGCAUUGUGAUAUCAUGAUGCGUGUACGUACAGUGAGUUAUCAGCACGGAUACAGUAGAUAAACCAACAUGAACGAUUUGUACUUGU